CCGAGGGAAUAUCGCAGCGCCGAUACUUAGUAGCGCCGUCGUGCAGUAACCCGUGUUGGUUCUGUCUGUUGUGUGACAGAACUAAAAACGAAACGCGCCGACUUCUACGAAAUCGUGUUUAUUACCAAAAAAGUUGGGGUAAAUAUGGUAAAAAAGUGAACUGUUUAAAGCCAAAAGUGUGAGUUCGAGUUCAGUGCCCAAAAAUAUAAUUUAUUAAAGGAACUAACAAUACUAAUGUAAGUAAAACGUCAAGUGUUUCCAAUGAUGGCGCUAUGCCCCUAAACAAGUCAGGAAUAAAUUCACCUUAACCUCAUUUUAGAUUUUUGUAAACAAGCCCAAAUGCUAAUGAAACUGAAGCCUCAACCCUUGGCGCCAAGAAUUUUUUCAAACCAUUCCACACUUAACUAAAUAAUGUGAACAAACAACGAUGUUUACCAAAACAUGGGAAAUGAGAUUUUGUUUGUAGUACAUACUAUCAAUCAAAUUUUCAAAAUAAAACUGAAAACUAGGAAUCACAAUGAAUAAUCAUGCCACUAGUAUUACAGGGAAUCCUACAACAUCUGAUUACUAUUAUAAUACUUACAAUUCAGUUAAGCAGGAAACAAACGAUGAUCCUGAGAUCAGAGAAUUGGCCGCUAAAUUUGUUGAAGCGAAUAAGGCUAAAAUGGCAGCACCAGCAAAAAAUCAAGUUGUUGGACAAGCAACCAUGAAUCUUAUUAGUUUUUUAACCAGUGACAAACUAAAAAAUAUAAAAGUUGCAAGCCCCACUAGUGGCAGUUGUGAUGAAAAUAGAAAUAUUGAUGAGGAAUCAGCCAAGGGAAGAUUUGGUUGGACUUCCAUGGGAAAAAUACAGAUUCCGUACAUAAUCCGAUUGGGGGAAAAUUAUUGUUCUGUCCGGAUGGUGGAAAUGAAAGUACUGAAUAAAUGGCUGAACUAUUUACAUCAGGAUCUCUACAACUGUACAAACAUAAGAAGUUAUUAUAUUACCGAAACCGAAGCCCGACUGUUUAAUGAAAUAAAUUUAAAACAUUGUGAUUAUCAAUUUGGUAGAGAACAAUUUACAUCACGGGAUUUAAUAGUGAGACUGGUCGAUGCAAAUGAAUUUUACCAGUUUUUAGGACAUUGCUAUCAUAAGUUAGUCAAUACAACCGAAGUUGAUGUGCCUAACCGGUGUGGUUUUAUCCGAAUAAAUAGAGAAUCUGUGGUGCCCUAUACUGUAUAUAAUAGCCAAAAAUAUGUACCACUUUUUUAUUUUGAAGGUGAAACAGACAACCUCAAACUACGUGCAGAUAAAAUAGAUGGAUGGGAUCUUUCAUAUUUAAAAUUUUGUUGUAAAGUGCAAGGAAUAAGAAAUGAGCUGUUUGCACAUGAUUCUUGUUCAGUUAUAAGUUUGAAUGAUAUAAAAAAUUACUUUCCUCCUGGAACAGUUUUUGAAGAUUAUUGGCCAAAAAAAAAUUUAGAACUAUCUCAACUUUUAAUCAGUGGAAGAUCAAGUAUACCACAAAAUGUCCACUGGACUAGGCAACCAGCUGCUCCACCAAUUACGACACAUCCACCUCCAAGUCCUAAACCAGCAACUCAAGCAAAAGCUGCAACUAAUGGACCAAUGCAUAGUGUUCAUCUAUAUUCAAAUAAUUACACUGUUACUGGAGGUCAAUCUGCCUACCACAUUGCCCAACCCAGGGCAGCCAGUUCUGCAAUUCGAAGUUAUCCAUCUGCAACUAGACAAAUGAGGCCUGCAGCUGGUUACUAUACCACUAUGAUACCAGGUCCUCCACCACCUCCACUAUUAAGGGCUGGAACAUCUGCGAUAAACCAAAGUAAUACCCAGAAAUACACAUCCAAUCAAAAUUACAUGGUUAUAGACCCCCAAGCCGCUUACCAUCAGCCAACGACUUCAAAUAAUUAUCCCCAACCCCCUCUGUUGCAGCAUAUGAAUGGCACUAUAGCAAGAUAUGAAGGUCCUUCAUCAAGUAAUUAUACUCCAACAAACUCAGGAGUUAAUCAAAACCCAGCUCAUCAAGCAUCAUCUAGAGCACAAACCUCCGAGCGUCCUACUCUAUUCAACAACGGAAAAAGUGUGUUAAUGCCAAAUCAGAAUGCAACCGCUGAUACUGCCGCAGCUGCAACUAGGAAAUUAACUGUUAUACCAGAAUCUAGUCCUACUUCAAAUACAGUGACGAACGUUCCAUAUAAAAUGCAAAAAGCUCAAGUUCAAGGCAAAAUGCUUAAUUUAAUAAACAUGAAGGCAUAUGUUUACACUGACUAUUUGGUGACACUUCAAGAUUUGGUAACCAACUUUUUCAUGGGUGUGACCGGGCAGAGCUCGCAGCAAGUACUGCAAGUUUUGGGCAUUGAAGUAUAUAAGGCAAAUGCAGGCCAAAUGCAGGUGCUUUUGGAGCAAGGCAAAUGUACGAAUGUUAACGAAACUGUACCUUUAGUUCAAAUAAGAAAUGUGAUAGAAUUUAUGCCUCAAUUAAAGUAUAUGUUGAGCGGCAUGGUAAGUGAAUCGCCCAGUAAGAUCCCAAGAAAUAGCUAGGGGUCAAUUAUUUGGAGGCCACCAUGGAAACAUGAUGAGUCCCCAAAAAUUGAAGUACCAGCAAUGAUGGACAAUUCACAAUACACAGAGCAAUCUUCUACUUUAGACACAAUCCACGAGUUGAGGAAACGCUACCAAACCACUGCCCAAUUGGAGAAAUUCGCGGAAAAUUACAUCAGUGGUGUAGGAGAUGCUUAUUGGGAUCGGAUGUCCGGCUACCUUCUAAAUGCAACUAUACAAUAUCAUAUGAACAACAACUGGAUAAAGCCAGCAGCGGACAUGGAUAAUAAGUAUUAUUCAAACGAUCCUCGAUAUAACUGUUAUUGGUGAGCUAGCUAUACAUUUAUGCUAUGAAAGUUGUUCCUACGAAGACGUAUUAAAAUUACAAUUUGUAAAACUAAUUUAUUGUAAAGGUACAGCUUGGGGCUGAAAUACGAUUUUUCAUUACACAGAAGCAUGCUCAGCAAUCAGUGUCAAGUCAAUUAAAAGCCAGUGUUUCAUAGCACCAACUGUUAUUAACUCAUACAAUGAGUUUGUAUUGAUUUGGCCGAAUUCUCAUUCAUUGGAUGCUCGGUUAAUUAGGUCACCUGGUCAUUAACUGAGACUUUUGGUUCUUUCUCUGCAUUAUGAGCUGUCUUAGGUGCUGAAAGUCUUCAAUGAGAAAUUAACGUUUACUGCCUGCUGCACAAGAUAUUUGUCUUCAUAGAAUCGUGCGAGUUAUCUCGCAUUAAGUCUACUUUAUUCUACCGACACACAUUGUCUCCUUCAGGUGGACAAUAGAUAGUGGAUUGUCUUAAGCAAAAAAUAUUUUCUAUAUUAUUCUCUUUUGCAUGGUACCCAAUGGUUUAUACUUUGUCAAAUUUGCUCAAAUUACAGGGCCAACCACUGAAAUCUUUCCAGCCAAGUUUUGUAGUGUUUGCUAGAAAAAUCAAAAAGUGCUAGGACCCGUCAAUUUUUGUUUUGAGGGAGAAACAGAAACAUUUUGUGCAUAUUUUCCACUUUUCAAUUUUACCUCCUGAGCAGGUCCCCUCCUAAAAUAGUAAAUGGGAAAGGUUAUCAAGUUAUAGGCUCAUUUUAUAGGCCUUUUGGCCCUAAUUACAGCUGCCAAGUAUCAUCUUGAAGUCUCUGCUGGCACUUCCAUUGACAUGACAACUUGAAGAAAGUCUUUUUAGUUAUUAAAUGUUAAUUAAUAAGGAAAGUUAGCGACUUCAAACCUGAUGGCUGUGAUGAGGGUCAGAGGACCUUUAAAAUAAGCUAUGACUUAACCCUUCGGGCAGGGGUGAGUAUUACCAAAUAUUUAAAUUCUAAAAUCUAAUAUCCUAAUAAUAAUCCUACCCCCGCUCAGGCAGUGAAAUUAUGAAUUGGAAAAUAUUCGCAAAAUUUUUAUCCCUCGAAAAAAAAUUCACCGGUCCAAGCGUUUUUCGAUUUUUGUUAGCAAACGAUAGAGAACUUGCGUGGAAAGUUUUCAGAGGGACUGUACUAUAUACCUUUAAUAUAUUAGAGAAUAUUUGAAAUUGAAACCAAAUAUGUUGACAAGGAUAUUUAUUUUUGCUUUCAAUUUCUAAUAGUUUGCAAAAGAAAUUAGUAGAGGUUAUUUUUUUGUAGGCAAUUCUUGUUUGUAAGACAUUUUGUGUAGGCAUAAAAUGAAUAUUAUAACCUAAGCAAGUUUCGAAGAAAAGGUAAAUUCGCUUUACUUUAUGCCAAACCAUCUGCUUCAGCCUUUACAAUAACUAUCUGAUUUAUAAUUGUUUUAUUUUUUUACGUUUUAAUUAUUAUAUGACGUUUAUGUAGUUGAAAUUGUAAAUAUUCAAUAUUAAGGUUUACUUUAGUUAUCGUUGCUUUUUUUUAUUCCUUUUUAUGAUUUUUAUUGCUUUAUACAUUUUUUAUAUUUGAUUCAACACGAUUUUUUCCAAAGACUCGCGUAGCCAUACUGAUGAAUUGUGAAAUAGCAAAAGGUGUUGAAUCUUCAUGAGAAAAGUAUAUUUUUUUUUUGUCUCUUUUUUGUUAGAUAAUUAUUUAUAGAAUCUCACAGCACUGGCAAAAAACCAAUUAUUCAUUGUGUAUUAUUAUAUUAUUGUUUAAAAAUGUUAACCCCUAUUUUUAAUUUAAAGACAAAUAUUUGCCUGUAUAGCAUUUAUUUGAAUAAUCAAUUAUUAAUUACAAAAAACUCUUUAUACCUUUAAUUUUUUUUUCUAAUUUUACUUGAUCUGACAGGUAUUUCAUAAUUAGGUUUUUAAGAAAUACACUUAUUAGUUUUGGCGGCAUUCAUAUCUGUGAUAACAUUAUAUUAUGUAGAGUUGUCGUUUCUAAUUAAUGCAAAUUUUUCACCACUACUUGAGGUUCAUUCUCGGGAACUCAGUUAUUCUCGUUUACCAGGCUAUUCUUUCCCUAAGAACUCCAAAAGGACUUAAUACCAAUUUUGUGAAGUUCAAUUUUUUUCAUGAAGUCUUGAAACCAAUAUAGAGCUUCAUAAAUUUGCUUCCUUAAUGGGUAACACCGCCAAGAAUUGACUGUUUGCUUGAAUGUUCUUUCAAAACGGCUUAUCCGGAUUUUUCAACAAAAAAGAACAAUUCGUUUCUGUACCUUGCACAUAUACAUUACUAGCUAAACAAUGUUUUGUUCAUUUUUGUUGCAAUAAUCUCAUUGGCAUCAGAUUACAGACUUCAUAAGCGGCCCCACACAAUCAGUAUUACACUCAAUACUUGAUACCGACUGUGCUUCCACAGUAUUCAUAGGAAAACCUCAAACGAUCAAUAUUGUAAUCAGUAUUUUGUUUAAACAGCAUUUUAAAAGCCAUAUUUUUGGUUUAUCCUGCAUAAUAUUCCGGGAUGGAUAAAAUGAUAUAGUUUUUUCCUGUAAUUGCUUGUCAAUGUAUUUUUACUUUAUAUCGUCAAUGGUUGCAAUUACGUAUUUUUUUUUCAAAUAUACCAUUUAGCUUCUUCUAUCCUCUUUUUCAUCUAGAUAUUAUUCAAAAGGCACAUUCCAAAGUUCAGACAAAGCAUAAUAUUCCUGUAUAAAGUUCUCGAUGUUUCUUGUUUUCCAUUCACGCAAUCGACAUUGAAUCCACUCUUAGCAUAUAUUAUAUACCCCAUUGAUAAUUAUUUAGUACUGAUGAAGAAUUGACAUUAUGGCCCUUGGUCAUCAUUUUUUCAGUAGUGCAGCUGUGUCCUCAAUAUUGACAGGAUUAUUUCAGGAUUCCCAAAGUAUCUCAGUACCUAUACUCAGUAUUUGCCCUCUGAUGAUCAGUAUUUUAAAAAAUUGACAAUAAUACUGAUCAUCUGAGAAUUCUGACGGAUUAGGUUGAAAAUGCAUCACAUCUAACUUGCUUUAACUUUCACAAACCAGUUCUUACUCAUCCUAUAAUAUUUUAGAAAAUUAAUCAAACAAAAUUGUUCCAUUUGCUUGAAAGCAGCUGUAGAUGCAAGACAGUCACUCAUUGGGACAAUUAAUCAGAAGGUUAUACAAGUCCAAAGUUUUUUAUUGAAUGAUUUAUCUACCACCUUGCCAAAACAUUUUAAAAAGUGCGCAUAUAGCUUCUCUUGAACAUUUUUCCAUAGCUGCUGGUUUCUACGAUAGUAGAAUAGUAUAUUGUAGACGGAAAUGUUACUCAUUCUUGGUUGACACCUAUUGCUAGAUAUUGCAACCAACACGUAGGCGAAGGAUGGACUUCUUCUCAAAAAAACGCAUGCUAUUUUUUCUGCAAUCAAAAAUGGAUAGAAAAGAUGGAAUUAAAAACAGUUAAGGUCUCAUUAGUUGUAUUCCUUUCACACCUAGGAGGAGCUCCGGAACAGCUCCAGGGCGUUACGCGCUUAUUCCUUCGAAAAGUGUUUGUUGCACCACGCAUCUAUUCCUUUCAAAUCGGGGGCGAGUAGUUGAAGUGUUUUAAACUCUUGAAAGGCAUACAACUACUAAUGCUCACAUGCUUCGCCCGCAUCGGACUUGAUGAGACCACAAAAAAAAAGAAACUAUUAAACAUUAUGCAAACUGUUACAAAAACUGCAAAAAUGCUGGAAGCAACUGGAAUGGACUUUUGGAGGUGAGCGGCAAGCAGGUCAAAAAUGGAAAGGAAAACAAAUCAGAGAAUUCUAAAGGAAGAUGCCACAAAUAACAUGGCCAAUUGUUGUAAUUGAACCUGUGGGUUCUUCAUAAUUAUUAGAUCAAUAUUACGGAUUUCUAAACUUCCAUUAGUAUGGCCCAUAGAAAAAUUUGUUCCAUUUGAACAUUGUUCACCAAAGACAUCCUCUAUUGUUUGUUUUACAUUUUCUGUUCAAUAUUAUGGUCUAAAUUAUUGUAUAAAUAGAGUACCAGCAUAACGCACUACCGAGUUGAUGUGUCUGCUCGCUUACACGAGCUUCCAUGCUGGGAGCAGAAUGUGUUCCGAGUGACCUAUUACUUUUUCCCAAAAUGGAUGAAAAAAGCAAUGAUUGAGUUGUGAAAAGAAAUGUUGCAAUCCUUUGAAGAUGAAAUGCUGUAUGCCAUUCAGCUCCAAAGGUAUUUUUGUGCUUCGCCCAAUUGUUGAGCUCAGCACAAAAAGACGCACUUCUUGGCCUAAUGACAUAAAUACAUAAUCAUUAUUUUAUGAAAGCAAAAAUGCCUCGAGUAUUUUUGAAGGGAUGUAAAGCACAAAAAAGUUAAAUGUCGUGGCUUAUAGAAAAAAUAGCUCAGUAAUAAUAAUUGUAAGGCGAAUGCAAUAUGAGGCAUUUUCUGUUGAGUGACAAAAAGAGUAGAGAAAGAAAAAAAAAAAACUUUGAAUGAUCAUUGUAUUUGAAAAAAAAAUUAUUUCUUUUUCCAAUAUACAUAUGUAGGUACAGGGUAUUCGAGGACCGAGCAGGGACUUAUUUUUGACCUUUCCUGUUUUGUUGAAAAAAUCCAAAACGGCCAUCUAAUGUUUUAUUUUCUGCAGAAUUCAAAAAUUAUGUAAAAAAAAACAUUUUAGCCAUAGAGACAAGACAUAGAUAGGACUUGGAUCGUGUUUUUCAAAUGGAACAACCCUGCUUUUUAUGUGAUUGUUGAAAAUUAUCGUUAUUUCGAUAACUGUUUUUAUUGUAUGUAAUUAUGUAAUUGUAUGUAAUAUGUUCAACUCAAAAUGAUUGUCAUAGGCGAUAAAGGUUCAAAGUCAAAAGUAAUUUGACAUAUGUUUUUAUUAAGCCAAGAAAAUGCCAGAAGAGGAUUUAUUGAUCACCCAUAACAAGACUUUUGAAUUAGCUGACUAUGGUAUUGUAUAUUCUAGUUUUGCCGAUUGCUGGGGUGUUCUUGUAUUGAUAAUAUCCUUGGUUUUUGUUUUCCUCAUAAUUUUCAGUAAUCUCCAACUUUCUGUGUUUUUUCUACCUCCCAGAUAAGUAUUAAUAUGCCCACAGUUUCUUUCCCAUGACUGGUUUUUUUCUGUACUAUUUUAUUCCGUAUUCUUGCUUGUGCUUCUUUACAUAAUUCGUUGUGUCCUGUCUUAUUUGAACUUAGAUACUGUUGAUAUUUCUUCCUUUUAUCUACUAUGUCUUUCCCUAUUUCUUGAUCUCACCAAUAAGGCGGGGCCUUCUUCCAGUUUUCUCGUAUUUGCCUAGGGCUUCAAAUGCUGCACUGUGAAUACCCCUUAGAUAUAGUGGUAAUGCAUUUGAAGGUUUUGGAAGUUCAUAAACUUUGUAAUUUUUGAUCUAAUCUUUUCAUGUUCUUGUUUUUUCUUUCCGUUUUCUUUUGCGGUGUUUCUGCCCGGGAUAAAGAUUUUUAUUUUCAGGAGGUAGUGAUCGCUACCACAGGUCGCUCCCCCAUAAUAUGCUCUCACAUCCUGGAAUUUCAUGUUUGAUCUCUGUUUUGCGAUAGUGUAGUCAAUAAUCAAAGUAACCAUUUAGGAUUUCUAGGUUAUUUUGCUGGCAUAUUACUAUAAGCCUUUCACCAUGGUUAUUCGUUACAUUCUCUCCGAAUUUUCCGACUACCUUGUCGUUGAUUAUUCUUCCUGUUCGUCCGUUAAAGUCUCCCAGCAAUAUUAUUUCCCUUGAAGUUCCUACUUUUAUUACUUGCUCACUGAGUUGUUGAUAAAAUGAAUCCUUUAUAUUAACAGGUUCAUCUAGGUUCACCCCAUAUAUUCCCAAGAUUGUUAUUUUCCUUCCGAACAUACGUACAUUUAGUUUUAUUAUUCACACAUACAUACAUCUUUUUCUAUCUCAAUGAAAUGUUAGAGCAAGAGAAUCCUAAAAAUGUAUUGAAAUUAGCUUGACAAGUGAAAAUGGGAAAUAUAGGUAGGUAUGUAUAGUGAAGGAUGGGAAAUUGAAGCCAUGCUAUGUUUUUGAAAAUAGACCCUAUCACCUACAAACUGCCAUUAAUAUAGCUAAAUAUCUAUGGAAUACGAGUCUUUCUUGCCUGUUUUGAUUAUCAAAUAAAAAUUAAAUUUUCUUUUCUUUUGUCUAAUUUAUGCUUAUUGUAUUUUUAGUACUUCAAAAUUAUUUUUAAUAUAUUUUGUUGAAAAAAUGUUGUACGUACAUCUAGGUACUACACUAUUAUGAAUGCUGCCUAAAACUAGAUCCAGAUACAACCUCAAUCACCUCUGCCUGUGUUAUGCUAACAAAUAAAGAGAAACAGUAUUUGCAAAACUGUGACUUCAACGUUCAAAUUAAAUUUCAACAUUCAUUUAUAUUUAUCGAUAACGACAGUUCAAAAUUGACAUAACUGGGAAACGGUUAUUUAUUAUGGCCCUGGAGAAGGCGCAAAUAGCUUCGAAUGCUUGGUAUCAAAAUAAAAGGGUUCCACAAAUACAAAUUUAUUUGGUUUUCCACAAAUACAAAUUUAUUUGAUUUAUUUUCUCAUUUUCAAAAUUUAGCUUAACUCUGCAAUCAAGUUUGUAAUUUUUGACAAUUUUGAUUCUUUCGUGAAUACACUACUUUUUGUAAACAUUUUUGUUGUGAAAUCAAAUUAGUAAAGUUAACCACUAUUUAAAUUAAGAAUUAAACUAUUUCAAUAGUUAAGUUGCGUCAUCUGUUUCAAUUUUCCUAAUGGAAUGACACCACUGGGCAAACAAGAACUUGUUUGCCCGGCUGUGAAAUACGCAUGAGUGGCAAUAAGCGGGCUACAAUUGGCUACGUUCCUCCGGCUUCACAUAUAUACCUAUUUGUAUAUUUUGAAAAAUACAAUCCGAUAAAUUUAUUUUUUAUACGUAUCUAUCCGAUUUUUUUUUUCGCCAAAAAUUCCUGCGAUGCAAUAUUCAGAAGAAACGCGGCAAAUUUUAUUCAUCCCAAGGCUGAAAAGUUGUAAAUUCUCUUCUAGUCCUGUAUUAGAUUUUGAUAAUAAGUCAAUUACCACCAAUUUUCAAAAAUUUCGAAAUUUAAAUAAUUUUUUAUAAACUUCAUCAUUCAUCAGAGUUGAAUUUCCGGUUCCGGUUUAUUUGACUUUUGCUUAUAGUCUAGGAAAAUAGUCGAAAAAUACAUGUAUUGCAAAAAAAAAAUUCCUACCCAAAAGAACUUUUCAGGGAUGAUAGGGGGCAGGUGGGUGAUCAUAAAACCGAAAAUAUCAAACAUUCACCCCUCUGGCGUUUUGCGCUAUAGGGGUUGAAAGUGCGCCAUUGGCGAUUACUUGGUACCUAUUGAUUUUGACUUUUUGAUUAAGAGCCGUCUGUGGUCAUAAGGGCCGUUUGAAAUUUUAUAAUGAAAAUGAAAAAUUUUAACCAACGUGAAAAAUUUUUCCACAACACAUACAACAUUUUUGCUUUAUGAAGUUUUUACCCACCCCCUGCCGUUUUUCAAUAAGGGUAGUUUAAAGUUUAUUUAUUUUUUUACAAAAAAAAAUUUCCUUAUAAAAGUUUUAUAAGAUUACAUUUCCUACAAUUUUUCCCAAUAGACUUUUUUUGUAACUUAUCCCCAUUCAGCGGGGGGACACUUCCCUUAGGGAAAUUUUAGUUUUUAGGGGUAUAUAUUAAUUUUUUUUUCUUUUCUCGUCUUUAGUGCAUACAGGGUGAUUCAAAAGUAAGCGGCAACCUUUCGGGGGCGUAUUCCUUGCAUAAAAAUAAGACAAAAAGUUCCUAUUAACAUGGGUCCGGAAAUGCUUCCUAAGGGAGUUACGCCCCUUCAAAUAGGACACCUGAAAGACGUAUUUUUCUCUAUAACUUUGAAACCCUUCACAAAUGGAUUUUGAAAAUUGGUGUAUUUUAUAAACAUUUGAUGGCAAUUAAGAUACUAAAUUGAAAAUUCAAAAAUCUUAAUCAGUGGCGUCACAUACUGGGGAGGGUGAGGGUUAAAACAUCCCUAUUUUUUUUACUCUUCAGGUUUUUGCGAUUCUGAUUGAAAAUUCAGAAAGUUUACAGUUUUUUACACAGAAAAGGUACUCUUGGUUCAAUUCGAUACAGCGUACCGUUUAUUGACUUUGAAAAUUUUUUGAUUUGCGUAUGUUUCGCAAAAACCUGACGAGUAAAAAAAAAUAGAGAUGUUUUCACCCUCCCCAGUAUGUGACACUGAUUAAGAUUUUUGAAUUUUCAAUUUAGUAUCUUAAUUGCCAUCAAAUGUUUAUAAAAUACACCAAUUUUCAAAAUCCAUUUGUGAAGGGUUUCAAAGUUAUACAGAAAAACACGUCUUUCAGGUGUCCUAUUCGAAGGGGCGUAGCUCCCUUAGGAAGCAUUUCCGGACCCAUGUUAAUAGGAACUUUUUGUCUUAUUUUUAUGCAAGGAAGACGCCUCCGAAAGGUUGCCGCUUACUUUUGAAUCACCCUGUAUAAAAAGGUGCAAUUAACAUUGUAUUAAAAUAAUUUUUUUUCCACCAGUUCGCCUAUUUUCAACUUUACAAAAAAAAGUUAUGGAGGAAAGUUGCUCAAAAUAAUAAAAUGAACAAGUUUUCUCUAUAAAUUUUUUUUGUAACGUUGAAAAUAGGCGAACUACCCCUAAAAACAAAAAGGUGGUGAAAAAAAAGUCCUUUUAAUACAAUGUUAAUUGCAACUUUUUAUAUGCACUAAAGGCGAGAAAAAAAAAAUAAAAUAAAUAUAUUCCCCUAAAAACUAAAAUUUUCCCGAGGGAAGUGUCCCCCUGCUGAAUGGGGGUGAGUUACAAAAAAAGUUGAUUAGGAAAUAUUGUAGGAAAUGUCAUCUUAUAAAAUUUUUAUUGAGAAAUUUUUUUUAUAAAAAAAUAAAAAAACUUUAAACUACCCCUAUUGAAAAACGGCAGGGGGUGAGUAAAAACUUCAUGAAGCAAAAAUGUUGUAUGAGUUGUAGAAAUUUUUUUCACGUUGGUUAAAAUUUUUCAUUUUCAUUAUAAAAUUUCAAACGGCCCUUAUGACCACAGACGGUCCCUAAUCAAAAGAGUCUUCAGAUCAACAUUGUAGAUCAAAUAAUGUUGCACAUCUUUUAUUUGAAACAUUUUUUUGUAAAAUCAAUAGGUACCACGUAAUCGCCAAUGGCGCACUUUCAACCCCUAUAGCGCCAAACGCCAGAGGGGUGAAUGUUUGAUAUUUUCGGUUUUAUGAUCACCCACCCUCCUCCUAUCAUCCCUGAAAAGUUCUUUUGGGUAGGAUUUUUUUUGUUGAAAAUCGACAAUUUUCCUAGACUAUUAGAAUCAUACGAAUUUCUGUUCAAUUCAUAAAAAAUAUAGGAAAUUUUUCAUAGUUUACAUAGUUCUUUUUUUUAUUAUAUUUAUCAUUAUUUAUCUAGGCAAAAAAAGAUUACUUAAAUAAUGGUGAUUUCUCAGGUUAAUAGUAAAAAAGAUAUGUUUUUCUUUCUGUCAUUUUACUGUCUUUAUGAUCAGAUACCUGGGCCGCUUUUUUUACGGAAUGAAAACCCGUUUUGAUCUGCUGUUUAUUAAUAAAGUGCUUUUACAGGUUUACAACUUUCGCAGAUUGAGAAUCAUGAUUUGAGGACUCACCAAGUAUCAAACUGAACAUAAAAAUCUUAUGAUUAGUUAGUUUGUUUGUUGUGUCCAAUGUGAAAUUUUUACAGUUGCUGUUCUUUCUGAUCCUGAUCAAAACGCAACAAAUGAAUAAAACAAAUCAUGAUUGCAAAAAAAAGCGGCUCUGGUAAUAUCCUAUGGUUAGUCUUUAAGUGUGUGUUAUGUGAUGGCUAUGAUGAUUUUGUUUAGGUUUUAAAUCAAUUUUGUUUUAAUGUACAUAUUUUGCCAAUUUUUAAAUUAAUAUGUAUGUCACUUUUUUAUUCUAGAUUCUAAUUAUUUAUAUCAGUGUAAAUAUGUGUAUAAUUAUAUGCAACUGGACUUUUAAUAAAGCAAAUAUUGUAGAGCCAUAUCAAGAAUUAUGAUGUUGUUUAGCAAUGUUAUAUUGUUUUACUUAUAAGAGUAGGAAUUUCGGGAUUAAUUUUUUUUUGUAGAUUUACCUAUGUAUUUCAUCCAGAUUAUUAGUAAAGGAGUAACUGUAACUUGAGAACAAUUAAUCAAAUUACAUAUUCAAAUUCUUAUGAGGACAUUGCGAAAUGGCUGACCAAUUCUAUACAUCUGUUUCAAAUGUAUGGUGUGUUUUUCAUGUCAUAAAAAAUCAAGGAUGGAUGGUCUUGUCCACAAAUUAAGUUGAAGCGCGAAAUAAAUCUUAGCUUCUUCGGACAAUUUUAUUUUUUUAUGAAGCCCUGGUGAUGACAUAAAUCAGUGUCUUAAUUGAUUUAAAUUUUUCAAUAAAAUUGUCGAAAGAAGCUGAGAUUUUUUUCACCCUUUGAAAUAAAUAAUGUAAAGUCAUCUAGACAAACGUAAAUAGGUAUACAUAGUUUUUUGUUUUAUAUGAUAAUUGAUACCCAAUUUAGCGUUUAUAAACUGAAGUGACAAAUAACAAAGUAUAUAUUUGUUUCAUUUAUAGAACUAUGUAUUAUAAAAUUUCAUUUUUUCCAGUGAAUAAACCAAAAAUUUUUACAUUAUCGAUUAGUAUACUUUCGUAAUUAUUUUGUGAAUAUACAGUCAAGUUUUACCGGUUAGUGCAUGUUUGCAUAAACAACAAAACUGGCACAAUUGUUUUUUCAAGAGAUUGGUCGAAUGGCCAGUUGCAAACCAAACCCAUGCAUGUAAAACUUCCACAAAUAAACUGCAUACUAUUUAUUCCGAUAAUAAAAUUAAAAAAAAUAACCAAUCAGAAUUAAUAUCCAUUACAAAUGCCCCAAUAACAAUGAUGUCACAAUUUGAAAGUACUUAAAUAAUACAUUUUGGAAAUAUCGGGGGUCGCUACUCGCCGCUCAGAGCCCACGACAGUCCUAACUCAAAUUGGGAAUAGAGCUGCCUUACAGGGUUCUGCGGCACUUUUAGAAUUCUGUGACGUACCUAAUGUUGUAGAGGCGCUGCUUUAACUGUCCUCCAAAUGUUCUGGCUCAGCGUUCAAAAAGUAAUUGGUUUUCAGUUUCCUGGCGUGUUGUGUUCUGCUUUUCUUGGAUCGAUUUUGGUGCUCGACAGUUGCAGGCUGGCUUGAUCUCUUGCACAUUUGACUGAUUUUAGCGGGGCCUUGCAGUUGAACCUGGAAGUUUUGAUAUUGCCCUGUUGUGUCCUCAAGAUGAGACGCCUUCAGUUUUCUAUCCACAUCGAAUCUAUUUGUUUAUCCAAGUAGUUACACGAAUUUGUUACAAACAUGCACAAAUGACGUCAAGAAUAUGGGAUUAAAUUGGGAUAAUUAUAGGUGUGUUCCUGCAGAAAUCACAAACCAGUCAGAGCGUAUUUCAUUGGUUGAAAACAGUCGGAAAACUAGUUUCAACCAAUGAAAAUCACUCUGAGUGGUUUGUGAUUUCUGCAGAAACAGGCCUUAUAUUUCUCCUGGCUAAUAAUAUAUUCCUAUAUAAACUGCUGGACAAAUGAAGCGGAACAAGCGAAUUUUUGGGUUAACUUCAAAUUCUAAUAUUACGCGUACUAAGAAAGAUAUCAAUGAGCGGUUUGCGAAAAUUAACUUCUAAAUUACGCAAAUCACUCAUUGAUAUCCUCUUUAGUUCGCGAAAUAUCGGAAUCCAAAGUUAAACUAAAAAUUCGCUUGUUCCGUUUCAUUUGUCCAGCAGUUUAGUUAUGUUUUGCAUCUGGAAAAUUUGUUAACAAGGUGCUAUAUGGCCGAGUUUUGCCUUCUCUGUUAGGAUUUGGCCUUUCGAACUGUUUUCAACACACGGCAAGUCAAUUAUCUUUUCAUUAGUGAAAAAAGUACUCAUAAACUGGAAAGCUUCUCCUUCAAAAUUGGGGGAUUUCAGCUUUUUUGUCAGAUUUGGAACCCAUAGUCAUUGUCUUGAUGUGAAAUGUUACGGAAUUCAAUGCGAAAUUCUGCUAUUUAGCAUUUAUGAAAACUAUAAGUUCCUCACGGUAAAUGUUUGAAAACAAAAAUGGAAUGUUUAGGCUUUACAUUAUUCAUUCGACCAAACCUUCAAAGUUGUAAAAUAUAUUUGCAACGUCGUUUAAAGUAGAGGCGACUUUAUUUUUUCAAUAUACUAUGAGGUAUCUGCCAGCGGCGCCGACUUUCGAAAGUCCUCAUGGGUGCAGGAUAAUAAUAAAUUAAAUAAAUGAAUUUAUAAAUUUGUUUAUAGGGAAAAGAGGUGGACGAAAUUUUUUUUCCGGAUGCCACGUCCAAAAACGUCUAUUUUAUAGUGUUUCCUAUUGCUAAAUUCGAGCAGCACUAGAGCAACCCUCGCUCAAUUUUUGUAUUCGAUUUUAUCCCCCCCCCCCCCCCCCCCCCCCGUAUGCCUGGAUAGGUAGUAUAAAUUUUAAACAAACAUUUCAUUUAAUAAUGUAUUUAUUUUUAUUUAUACAGGGUGUCCCCCUUCAACUGGUUAAAAAUCCCCAUUUUCUACUUGGAACCACCCCAAAAAACAAAAAUUAAAACAAAUUGCUUUUUUUUCCGAAUUUUAUUUUAUUUUUUUUGGGGGGAUGGUUCCAGGUAGAAAAUGGGGGUGCAUAAUAAGAAUUUUUAAAUAUCAUUCCUACAUCAAUAAUCCCUAGAAAUUUGAACAGCCUAGCGGCCAUUCAGAUGAUAUGAAAGGGGAUUUUUAAAUUUCAACACUCUAUAUUUUGGAAACGACACACUUCCGACCAUCGGUGUCCUAUCUCAAAUUAGUUCUCUAUGGUUCCUCUGUAUACUCUAGCAUUUUCGACCAGUUGAACGGCAACACCUUGUAUAAAUACAGUAUCCCAUUUUGGUUGUACAGGGUGUCCAAGAUUCGAUGGUUUUGGGGGGUUUCGGGUAUUUCUAAAGAAGUUGGAAAAGAUCUGACUCUCACUUGCGAGCCUCGAUUUUCAAGAGAAAUUGACUGGUGGAAACCGCAUCUCAAUAUGUCAAGUCGUUUUGAGUUUGGAGUAUGGCAGGUGGUCUGUAAGUUUCUGUAGCUUAAAAACGAAUCGAGAUGUGGGUUUCACCGGCCAACUUCUCUUGAAAAUCAAGGCUCUCACGAGGGGGUUAGAUUUUUUCCAACUCCUCUAGAAAUACCCGAGACCCGGCAAAACCAUCGAAUCUUGGACACCCUGUACAUACAGUCGUGAGCAUAGAAAGUGGGACACCCGACUGACAGGUCUUGUCAUUUUUCGCUAUUUCGGGUAAAUCAGGCUUUCCUCUACAAUGAAUUUUUUGUCAAAUAUGACAAUCCCUGUCAUUGCCGUAGGUAUAGCUGAUGAGCUCGUUUUAUAAUAGGAAAAACCGGGUGUCCCACUUUUUAUGCUCACGACUGUACAUACGGAAUAUCUCAAUUGCUAUUGGAAUUAGAAGGAUACGGUUUUCUUUCACGAACGUUGGCUACAUCGCCCUUUCCGUUUUUAGGAUACAAGGUGUUUUUGAAAAAAUUGCAUUUUGAGACACCUCUUGUAUCGUAUCUCGGUUCUCUCAUAAGUGAUCGAAAAGGAGACAACGGGUUCUUACAGAUCUUUCUACAUAGAUUCCAGUGGCGAUCAGUUUUUCUCUAGAAGUGACAGUUUUUGAAUAAUGAACCAAACAUACGUUUUUUAAAAUGAGACACCCUGUAUUAAUAGCUCGUUGGAUAGCUCUGCUUCCGCUGAUUUCAAUGGAAUAAAGUUUGAAUUUGCACCUUAAGGAAAAUGAGAAAGUAAAACACUGUAACAUUGUUUCGCAUGACAAAAACAGAUAAAUUUUUUUUGCUCGAAAACUGUCAAGGAUGAAGCAAUCAAGCCAUUCAAGAGUUUAUAAUAUGUAGAGUGUCUCAUUUGAAAUAAUGUAUGUUUGGGUUCAUAAUUUAAAAACUAUUGCUUUUAGAGAAAAACUGGCAACACUUCUGGAAUCUACGUAAAAAUAUCUAUAGGAAUCCGUUGUCACGUUUUCGAUCACUUGAGAGAGCCGCGAGAUACAAAGUGUGUCCCAAAAUGCAACAUUUUCAAAAACACCUUGUAUCUGAAGAACGAAAAGGGCGAGGACAAUUUUGUUGACGGCAUCUUUCGUUUGUCAGAAAAGUAGCAAGCGUUCCCGAAAACCCGAGCGAAAACUGCAUCCAUAUAACUCCAAUAGCAACUGAGAUAUCCCUUAUGUACAACCAAAAUGGGACACACUGUACAUACACCCGAAGAAAUAAGUACAAGUAGAAGAAAAACAAAAUCAAAAAGUAAGUUAAAAGUAAGCCAAAUACCAAGUACUUAUAGCUGAACCACCGUUGGAAUGACCAUUAAACACUUGUACUUGUACUUCCGCAUUCCCCACGACAGCUCUCAUGGGUGCUCCGCAUCCAUGAGAGGUUGCUCAUGGGUGCACUUGCCCCGAUGCCCCCAUGUAGUCGGCGCCAGUGAUAUCUGCUUCCUGUGUCACUGGGUACAAUAUUUUACCUUAUAACGAUUGCCACCCCCACAAAAAAAAAAUCAUACAUGUUUAGGUUUUUUCAGGAAAUGUUAAAUAUGCUAAAAAACUAUUUUAGGAUUCCCACGUCAUGAAAGUUCCCUUAAAUUAUGUCUAUAAAAUUUUCCACUAUACUUCACAUAAAAAAACCUCAUCCAUCUAUAAUCAUCAUUAUUUUGCGAUUAUUACCAAUCUUCCAAUUCUUUUUAAAAGUAUAAUUGCCCCAAAUAAUAAUGAUGAACGAACGGUCCAGAAGUAGUCGGUACUACAGAAAACCUUAGGCAUACAUACCUUCUUCAUCAUUUUUCUAAUGAAUUUUUUGAGUGUUCCAAUUUAGAAAAGACAAAACCGCUCUAUCUCGAACCAACCAACAAAGGCCUUCUCUUGUGAUGAAACUGGUCGGAACUAGUUUCGAAACUACAUUCACGCGUUUGAACCGGACCUCAAGUUGUUCCAAAAAUAGACCCACGUGGUUUUAUUGGGUUUUCCAGGGGGUUAGCGACUCUUCGACGUUGAUUCAAAUCAGUCACUUUGAUGCCCUCAAACAUUGAUGAUGUUAUAUAAAAAUUGAUGGUUUAAACCGAGAGCAUGUACCUAAUUAUGAUCUUUCUGAUAACCUGAAUGUAUUUUUUUGCCAAAAUUCAUAAUAAGCACUGGAAAGUCCAAAAAAUUGUUUAACCCUGUAUAUGACUAAAGUUAAAUACUAAAUGUUCUUGUGGACAAAUCAGGAAAUGGAAGAUUUUGAUGGCGCGGCGAGUAACGAAUAUUUUUCUUCCCCGAUUUUACAUUCAGAACUGGAAGGAAUUUGAAAAUGUCAUGCGUCAACUAAGUGUUUAAUAAUAAUUGGCACAAUGAAGUUUAUUGCAAUAAAUGUAUGACUAAUUAUUGUAAACACACCUUGUGGACAUUUUGUUACUAUACGAUGCUCCAUCCGCCAGCAAUAACAGCUAUAUCUGGCGAAUUAUAUAAUAAUAAAUAUUGGGGACUUUUGGCCUGGAAAAUUUUUAGCGAGAAAAUAAAUCUUUGUCCUUAUCUAAUUAUUUAUUUACAAGAUUUAUUUUUUUUGUGUGUACAUCAGUCUGGUAUAUUUUAAACACUAGUGUGUAAGAAAUGUAGUAUAUUGUAUAUAAAUAAAUUAUUAUAAUUUUUUCUAUGAAAAAAAAAAAAAAACAAUGAGGACCUGUGGUUAUGAAGACUUUUCUUGUAAUAUCACUUAGAAAGUAUUUUUUUGUUAACGUGGUUAUAAGAAUCAAUAUUUACCUACAUAAUUUAUUAUAAUAAAUACAAAAAUAAAGAUCAAUGUUUUGGCUCUCUGACUAAUUACUGUGUUUUUUUAAUCUUGUAAAAUUUAUUAACUGAAUAUUUGGCCCCUACAAACUGGUUUUCCCUGGAUUCAGGAAAAAAAUGCUUGUCAACAAUUGGUUUACUGAGAAAAAAAAUCCCAACUUAAAUAACUUUUGCUACACCAUUUUGCUAAAAUCUGAUUUGGACAAAUUUGUUUCAUACUAUAACUAGACUACCUAGGUACUUAAUGUUAUUAUAAAAUUAAUGUAAAUAAAUAGCUAAGAUAAAUGCAUAGUAAUAAAAGUAAUUCGAAUACAUCUUUUAAGUUCUAUUACUAAAAUUGUGUUGUUUUUUUUAACCCUUAUAGGAAUAACUACCAACUCAGUCUAAUUAUAAAUUAACCACCCCCUCAUCUUGUUUAGGUACUUGAACUUUUAAAAAGAAUGUUAAAAUUCAAACUGUAAAAAUUU
Molecule: messenger RNA, 18980 nt
Organism: Ceutorhynchus assimilis (cabbage seed weevil)
Lineage: Eukaryota; Metazoa; Arthropoda; Insecta; Coleoptera; Curculionidae
Source: the annotation of a GenBank genome assembly